Ylistrum balloti is the source of this 402-nucleotide messenger RNA. Its product is annotated as tetraspanin-14-like. Lineage: Eukaryota; Metazoa; Mollusca; Bivalvia; Pectinida; Pectinidae. The annotation marks the transcript as partial. The transcript is spliced from 3 exons. Gene Ontology annotation, cellular component: membrane. The record is from RefSeq and is a predicted model, not a curated record.
AUGGCGGACGACAAAAACAACCACAAGCUGGUGGAUGAUGAUGACUAUGGCCACCGACAGUAUGUUCCACGACCUUUGUGUGAACAAACAACGUUUAGUUGUAACAAAUUACUACUCUUCUUGUAUCAACUGCUCUACCUGUUUGUUGGACUGGGACUAUUUGUCUUGGGAGUAUUUACAGAAUUGGAACGGCAGAACCAUCGACACCUCAACAAUUCACUCUCUCUCCCUGUAGCCCUUGUCAUGUUUGUUGGACUCUUUGUUGCCAUCAAUGCAGUUGGUGGUAUCUAUGGCACAGUGAAAGAGAAUUCUCUCCUCCUGAAACUUUUCCUGUCCUUCACAGUGAUAGCGUUUGUCGUACAAGUAGCGAUUGGAGUUCUGGCCUACAUCUAUAAACGCAAG